CUUGAUGAUGCAGCACUGGUCAUCCUCUUGGCAACGGUCGGCCAAACGAUUGCCAACGAGUUUCAAGGAAUACGACGGUCCAAAUGCCAGCAGAGCCGUGAUCGUACCCAGAUCUACGAAGGUGUCGACAAUGUGCUGAUGAAGCGACUGCAAGCGCUACGGACGGAAAUGCGCACAAGAACCUCCACACAGAGUGCCGAACUUGACGCCUAUCUGGUGCCGAUGUACGACGAGCAUCAGUCGCAGUAUCUUAUGGAAUCGGACCAACGCAUACGCUUUUUGACUGGUUUUACUGGUACGAUCGGUGAAGCGGUGGUUCUAAUGCGCUCGGCCGCCUUCUGGACCGAUGAGCGCUUCAUAGAGCAAGCCGAUCAGGAGCUAAACUGUGCCUGGAGAUUGUUCCGGAAUGGGGAACGUCCAACCGUAGCCGAGUAUUUGCUUUCGGAGCUGUCUCCCGAGGCACGGGUGGGUGCCGAUCCGCAGCUAAUACCACACGCGACGUGGAAAGCACUCGAGACGGAGCUGAAUGCCGACUACAUCCGGAUGGUGCACAUCAAUCAGAACCUGAUCGACAUGGUGUGGGGAACGAGACGUCCCGCUCCACGGUCGGGAGCUAUUAAGGUACAUCCGGUGCGCUUUGCUGGUGAGCGCUGGGACAGCAAGGUGGCCCGACUGCGUGCCAACCUUACAGCGCUCCGGUGUGAUGGUAUGAUCGUAACUUCGCUCACUGAGGUGGCGUACCUGUUGAACUUGCGCGGCACCGAUAUCCCACACGUGCCCGUGUUCAAGGCGUACCUGUUGGUGACCCAUCGGGAGCUGAUGCUGUACACCAACACAAGUCGCGAAACGCUUGGACUGAAGAACCACCUGAAGGCUCACUCGUGCCACAACGAGAACUGUGUCCAGCUGCGCGAUUACGGUGAUGUGUGGCGUGAUCUUCGUACGUUGGCUCAACACUGGCAUCGGUUUCUGGUACCGGCAGCGGUUGUUUUCGAUACUGGUGCGUCGGAAGCCAUACACGCCACUCUACCGCGUAACAUCGUGUACGAGCGACCAUCACCCAUCAUAUUUCUGCGAGCGCAAAAGAACCAGGUGGAGCGACAGGGGAUGCGACAGGCCCACAUUCGAGAUGGAGUUGCCAUGUGCGAAGUGUUGAGUCGGUUGGAAGAGCGGUUUAUUGCUGGCGAUCACAUAACCGAGAUGUCACUGGCCCGUGAAAUCGAUCAUGCCCGUAAAACGCAAAACAACUCGGAAGGAAUCGCAUUCCCGACUAGUGUCGCCUAUGGUGUACACUCUAGCCGACCGAACUACACACCAUCGAAUCGUACCAACAUUGAGCUGUCCGAGGGAAUGGUACUCAUCGAUUCCGGUGGUCAGUAUGAGGAUGGUACGACGGAGGUAUCCCGUACGCUACAUCUCGGUGAACCGACGGCUGAUCAGAUUCGAGCCUACACCAACGUACUGAUCGGUAUGAUCCGGUUGUCGAUGUUGACGUUCCCCGAGAACCUCAAACCUGCCGAAUUGGACGCUUUGGCGCGAGGACCGGUGUGGGGUUCGAUGAAUGACUAUCCGCACGGAACUGGUCAUGGUAUUGGUUCUUAUUCGGCUGUACGGGAAUCUCCAAUCAGUAUUUCUUAUACGGCCAAGCAGAGGUUCACCUUUAAGGAGGGAUACUUCUUUUCUAAUGAACCAGGAUACUAUAAAAAUGGUGCCUUUGGAAUUCGACUGGAGAAUGUCCUCGAAGUAGUAGAUACGGGCAAGAUGCAUCCAACGGGACACAAAUUUCUUGCCUUCCAGGAUGUAACACUCGUACCAUUCGAAUCGAAGCUAAUCGAUCGUACUUUACUUAGUGUGCCUGAGAAAAAAUGGCUUAAUGACUACAACUCACGCAUCCGCCAGCACGUUGGCAGCGAACUGAAGCGAAAGCACAAAAUGGACGCAUUUUACUGGAUGAUGAACAAAACGCGCCACGUUCCGGAGUAUGUGACCGAGGCGGAUUAUAAUGGAGUCGGUCAACUUCAUCACGAUCACAUGACGAUCACUGGAGCUUUAACGAUCGCACUAGUACUACUCGCACGAUUCGUUUUUUAUUGA
Anopheles maculipalpis is the source of this 2094-nucleotide messenger RNA. RefSeq names its product xaa-Pro aminopeptidase 1. Gene Ontology annotation, molecular function: metalloaminopeptidase activity. The transcript has 6 exons. The annotation marks the transcript as partial. The record is from RefSeq and is a predicted model, not a curated record. Lineage: Eukaryota; Metazoa; Arthropoda; Insecta; Diptera; Culicidae.